This is a messenger RNA of Mytilinidion resinicola, 336 nucleotides long. RefSeq lists its product as uncharacterized. The transcript has 5 exons. The record is from RefSeq and is a predicted model, not a curated record. The annotation marks the transcript as partial. Lineage: Eukaryota; Fungi; Ascomycota; Dothideomycetes; Mytilinidiales; Mytilinidiaceae.
AUGAGCGGAAACUCCAGUGUCGGCACCUCAGGUGUCUACGAGGCAGGCGAUCAACGCAACUACAAAGAUGAGGAACUGAACGAGGCCGAGAGGUUCAAGGAGGGCAAGGAGAACAGCCAUCUUGCCAACGACUCCAAGGACGAGCGUUCAAUUGCAAACAAGCUAGCACGUGAAGAGAAGCGCCAGGGCGAAGAUGAUCCUCCAAAGAGCCUUCAGGCGGAGCAAAUCGAGCAAGAUGCAACACUACCGGCCCGAUCACACGGCAACGAGCCAAGCAAAGGGGCAAAGAUCGACCAACAGAUACGAGAAGAAGAAGAGGGGGAGCUCCGGAAGAAG